AUGAUUGGUGUAGACGAAAUCCUUAAAAUACGUUUUCUUGAGCUGAUCAAGUCAGUACAGCCUGCCGGUCGAUGGAAGUUGGUCAUUACAGACAGCUUGUCUGCCAAGAUUCUUAAUUCUGCCUGUAAAAUGUAUGAUAUUCUCGAAGAAAACGUGACCUUGGUUGCAAAUAUCGAAAAACCCAGACAAGCCUAUCCAAGUGUAGAGGCUGUUUAUAUUUUGACACCAUGUAUCGAAUCCUGUACCCGACUUGUGGACGAUUUCUCUCGUCAGGAAGGACCAAUGUAUGCCGCUGCUCAUGUCCACUUUAUUAAUGGAUUGGACAAUACGGUUUUCAGUGAUUUUACCCGUAGAUUAAAGGCAAAAGGCGCGGAUCAAUAUAUUCUAAAUCUCAAGGAGAUGUAUGUUGAUUUCAUCGUACGUGAACAGGCUGUCUAUUCUUUGGAUGAUGAGCGCAAAUUCAAUACUUUGUUUGGUAACGAAUCUGCCGCAGGGGGGAGCCGCAAUAGCUCUACAAACAAUGUGGAAAGUGAACUUGAAGAUAUUGCCAAGCAGGUAUUGUGUAUGUGUGUAACUCUUGGAGAGAACCCAUUGAUUCGCUACCAUCGUCCACUCGAUGUACAAGGAACAAUCAACAGAAAUAUACCAUGGCAUCUGGCUAAGUUGGUUCAAGCUGAAUUGGAUAACUUUUGCAAAGUCAACCCUGAAUACCCACCUCCUCGCGACCCUCCUCUUCCAAGAGGCACUUUGAUCUUGUUAGAUCGUACCAUUGAUCCAAUCUCACCGUUCUUGCAUGAGUUUACCUACCAAGCUAUGAUUGCUGAUCUUCUUGACACAGAAGAUACUCCGGCAGGUAUCAAGUACUCGUAUGAGUACACCCAGGAAGAUGGAACUACAAAGGGUCAAGAAAUCACCUUGAACGACCAAGACUCGGUCUACUCAUCCAUUCGCCACAUGCACAUCACAAGUACCACAGAGAAAUUGAUUGAGAAUUUCAAUGCCUUUGCCUCCGAAAACAAAGGAGCUUCUGGAGGAAAAAACUCUGUGGUAUCCCUUAAUGAUAUGAAACAAAUGAUUGCCGAUUUACCACAUUUCCAGGAAAUGAAAACAAAGUUCUCUGCGCACAUGACUAUUGCUAGUGAAUGUAUGUCUGAAUUCAACAAACAAAACUUGGAGACGAUCGGCUUACUUGAACAAAAUAUGGCUUGUGGAGAGACUCCAGAUGGUAAUGAAGUCAAAAACCUGAUCGAGGAAUUGACUCCUAUCUUGGAUGAUCCUUAUACUAGUGAAAAGAUUAAAGCACGUUUGAUCCUGUUGUGGAUCGCUACUUCCGAUACAGUAAAUACUGAGGAUCUUGACCGUCUUCUUUCUCAUGCACGCUUGGACCAAGAGUGCAAGGAUGCAAUUGAAAACAUUGGGCUGCUCGGUGUUCAGCUGUCAAAGUCUGCCAACAAGCAAGGCGAAAAGACAAAAAAAAACAAAAAGAAACAUGACAGUUCAGCUACGCAACAAGAAGUUCCUUUUGACCUUUCACGAUAUGUACCCAUUGGUCACAUUAAAGAGACAAUUGACCAGAGUCUCUUCCCUCUCUUAAGAGUAGCCGAACCUGAAAAUCUUCGUCGCGACUCUACUCAUGCGCUCAAACAGGUUCCACAAUUGCGUGUCUACAAGACUCAAUGGCACAAAAAAUCUACUGGAAACAAUGCUGGUCCUAAACCACCUUCUGGUCCUCCUAUCAUUCUCUUUAUUGCUGGUGGAAUGACCUAUGCUGAAAUACGUUCGGCUUAUGAAUUGUCAGAGACAUUUAACCGAGAAGUGUAUAUUGGCUCUACGCAUAUUAUCACUCCAGACCAGUUUGUCGCUGACCUUAGUGGGUUGGAUAAGACUCCACCUCCAGCCAAGAAUGUCGUCCCACCCUAUACAACCAGUAUUCACACCAGUGCUCCUCCUAGGACCUCGUCCUCAACUGGUACACCUAUUCCGCCUAACUCUGCAAAGGCAGGAGGGCACAAGAUUUUAGGAAAGUGGUAG
Molecule: messenger RNA, 2031 nt
Organism: Phycomyces blakesleeanus NRRL 1555(-)
Lineage: Eukaryota; Fungi; Mucoromycota; Mucoromycetes; Mucorales; Phycomycetaceae
Exons: 15
Coding region: 1-2031 (676 amino acids)
Biological process (GO): intracellular protein transport; vesicle-mediated transport
Cellular component (GO): plasma membrane; secretory granule
Molecular function (GO): syntaxin binding
Source: RefSeq, a predicted model, not a curated record